Messenger RNA from Apis dorsata (giant honeybee), 1672 nucleotides. It is a transcript of the gene Cpr100A, whose product is annotated as extensin. Lineage: Eukaryota; Metazoa; Arthropoda; Insecta; Hymenoptera; Apidae. Gene Ontology annotation, cellular component: chitin-based extracellular matrix. The record is from RefSeq and is a predicted model, not a curated record. Gene Ontology annotation, molecular function: structural constituent of chitin-based larval cuticle. The transcript is spliced from 3 exons. The coding region runs from base 102 to 806 and encodes 234 amino acids.
UCAGGUCAACGUGAUCCAAUCUGCCGUAUAAAACGCCCCUCUCGACGAUCCUUCGAGCACUGUUGUACUUCUCGUCGCCCCGUUGUCGUUGUUCCUCCAUUAUGGAUGCCGUAUUCGUGUUACUGUUUUCCAUGAUCGCAUCGAUCUCCUGCCAAUCCCCUAAUAAUCAAUACCAGUCACCCCAACAAGCUGCAAUUUUGAGCGAUGCGAGAUAUUUGGCUGGGGAUGGAACUUUCGGCGCCGCUUAUUCGCAAGAGGAUGGCGUCGAGUUCAAGGAGGAAAGCGACGUUUACGGAAAUCGUCGUGGCUCUUAUUCCUACGUGGAUCCUACCGGUCAAAGACGCACAGUGACAUAUACGGCUGGUAAAAAUGGCUUCCAGGCGACAGGCGACGGCAUUCCCGUCCCACCCCCGCAAGCCCCGCCACAGCCAGAGUACGUGCCUCUGCCGCAAUACAACCCACCCGAUUAUCAACCACCGCGUUACACUCCAUCCUCUCAACAAUAUCAGCAACGGAGUCAACCAGUGUACGAAGUGCAACCGGAACCUCAGCCUCAGCCUCAAUUUCAACCUCGACCAGCUUAUCAACCCCAACCGCAACAGUACCAACCAAGGCCUCCUCAACCACCACCGGAAAUCCAAUCUAUUCCUUCGUACAAUCCUCAACCGCAAUACCAACCCCCUCCUAGACCAUUGCCACAAUACAACGCGAUAACCACGCCACCCCCACGAAGGUUUUAUCCACCUGGAAAGCUGAACUUCAACAGGACUCCGGAUGGUUACUCUUACACGUUUAGCAAGAGCUAAGUAGAGUGUGAUUAGAAGGGAGGAGGAGGGGGGGAGAGAGAAAAUGACAAUAAGGAUUGUUUUUUUUUUUUAUAGGAUUUUGAAAGUCAAAAAUUCUGUAAAUUUUAUUGUAAAUUAUUUUUGCAUUAUGCAUUAGAGAGAUUAUUUUUGGAAAAUUUUAUUUUUAAAUUUGAGGGAAAAUUGAUUAUUGGUGAUUUUGUAAUUUUUCUUUUUUUCUUUUUGGAUGUAGAUUAAUAUUGGUUAUUUUGAAAUUGUUUUUUGGAUAAGAUGAAUAAUUGGAUUAUAAUUUAAAAAUUUGUUAAUUCGUGAAUUUUUUUUUUCAUAAGAAUUUAUCAAAAUUAAUAAAGCAUAAAAUCGAUGUGAGAAAUUGUUAUGUGUAUUAUAAUGUAAAUUUUUGGUAUAUUGUAUCAUAGUAAUUUGUUGUAAUUUAUUUUGAAGAAAAACUAACCUUUUUAUUAAAUACUUCUUAGAAUAUACUCGUUAAUUUACUCGUAUAUUUCGAAUUAUUUAUUUUAAAAGAUAAAAUUUCUAAAAAGAAUUAUAAUUUAUUAAAUCGAAUCAUUUACGAGAAACGAAGGUUUCAAACAAUUUACUAUUACUCGUUAAUAACAACGAUGGAAAUUUACAUAUUGCGUUUAAUAACGGAAAUGAACAAAAGGUAAAUAAGAUACUCGAUCAUGCAUUUAUAAUUAAGAGAUUGUGACAAGAACCUUGUCCAUGAUCUUACUUACUACAAGAUUUCUCACGUGAAACUAAUUGAACUUCCUCUGAAGUGCAUAAAUUUUGCAUAAAUUACCAAGAAAGAUAACCAACGAAUAAAUUAACGGAUUUAUCUUACCAAUUGAAAAGAUUCUUUCGUCCAUUUG